CUGGGCCAGCACGCGUGACGUUUGGCCAGACGAAGGACCCACGAACGGCGGCCCGUCGUCAUCAUCGUUUGAGUUCCGGUGUAACCUGAAAGUUACUUUGGAAACCGGGACGUUAAUCCGUCAUAAAUCUGCAUAAUCGUGUCUCUUUCACCGUUUUGAGCUGGGCUAAGGGCUCUGCUAUCGGCGCCUGAAGGACCUGGUGGGAACCAUCGACAGGCAGCUAUGUUUCUCUACAACAUUACCCUUCAGCGUGCCACGGGCAUCACGCACGCCAUCCAUGGAAACUUCUCAGGAACCAAGAUGCAGGAAAUUGUUGUUUCCCGGGGAAAGAUCUUGGAGUUGCUGCGCCCGGAUGCCAACACGGGGAAGGUUCACACUCUGCUCACCAUGGAGGUGUUUGGCAUCAUCCGGUCCCUGAUGGCCUUCAGGCUCACUGGAGGAACAAAAGACUACAUUGUGGUGGGCAGCGACAGCGGGCGAAUCGUCAUCCUGGAGUACCAGCCCUCGAAGAACAUGUUCGAGAAGAUCCACCAGGAGACAUUUGGGAAGAGCGGCUGCCGGCGCAUCGUCCCGGGACAGUUCCUGGCUGUCGACCCAAAAGGCAGAGCCGUCAUGAUCGGAGCCAUAGAGAAACAGAAGUUGGUGUAUAUUCUGAACAGAGACGCAGCUGCCAGACUGACCAUCUCCUCCCCCCUGGAGGCCCAUAAAGCCAACACACUGGUCUACCAUGUAGUCGGAGUGGACGUAGGCUUUGAAAACCCCAUGUUCGCCUGCCUCGAAAUGGACUACGAGGAAGCUGACAAUGACCCUACAGGCGAGGCAGCGGCCAACACGCAGCAGACGCUCACCUUUUACGAGCUGGACCUCGGCCUGAACCACGUGGUCCGCAAGUACAGCGAGGCUUUGGAAGAGCACGGAAACUUCCUCAUCACUGUUCCUGGUGGCUCUGACGGGCCCAGCGGGGUUCUGAUCUGCUCUGAAAAUUACAUCACCUACAAGAACUUUGGAGACCAGCCUGACAUUCGCUGUCCGAUCCCCCGGCGCAGGAAUGACCUGGAUGACCCGGAGCGUGGCAUGAUCUUUGUCUGCUCAGCCACACACAAGACCAAGUCCAUGUUCUUCUUCUUGGCCCAGACCGAGCAGGGAGACAUAUUUAAGGUUACCCUGGAAACAGACGAAGAGAUGGUAACAGAGAUCAGGAUGAAGUACUUUGACACUAUCCCCGUGGCAACAGCCAUGUGUGUCCUGAAGACUGGCUUCCUGUUUGUGGCGUCGGAGUUUGGAAACCAUUACCUGUACCAGAUUGCCCACUUGGGCGACGAUGACGACGAGCCUGAGUUCUCGUCUGCGAUGCCAUUGGAGGAAGGAGACACCUUCUUCUUCCAGCCCCGCCCCCUGAAGAACCUGGUGCUGGUGGACGAGCAGGAGAACCUGUCACCCAUCAUGUCCUGUCAGAUAGCUGAUCUGGCCAAUGAGGACACUCCUCAGCUGUAUGUGUCCUGUGGAAGAGGACCCAAGUCUACUCUGAGGGUCCUUCGACACGGACUGGAGGUUUCAGAGAUGGCUGUGUCCGAGCUGCCCGGUAACCCGAACGCUGUGUGGACCGUACGCAGACAUGUGGAAGAUGAGUUUGAUGCCUACAUCAUCGUGUCAUUCGUCAACGCCACCCUGGUCUUGUCCAUCGGUGAGACUGUAGAGGAAGUGACGGACUCCGGUUUCCUGGGAACAACACCCACUCUGUCCUGCUCGCUGCUCGGAGACGACGCCCUGGUGCAGGUUUACCCUGACGGCAUCCGCCACAUCCGAGCAGACAAGCGUGUGAACGAGUGGAAGACUCCUGGCAAAAAGACGAUCGUCCGGUGUGCGGUGAACCAGCGGCAGGUGGUUAUUGCCCUCACCGGAGGGGAGCUGGUCUACUUUGAGAUGGACCCGUCAGGCCAGCUGAACGAGUACACCGAGCGGAAGGAGAUGUCUGCAGAUGUGGUGUGCAUGAGCCUGGCCAACGUGCCUCCUGGUGAGCAGCGCUCGCGCUUCCUGGCUGUGGGAUUGGUCGACAACACCGUGCGCAUCAUCUCCCUGGACCCCUCGGACUGCCUUCAGCCAUUGAGUAUGCAGGCUCUGCCAGCCCAGCCUGAGUCUCUGUGUAUCGUUGAGAUGGGAGGAGUCGAGAAACAGGAUGAGUUGGGAGAGAAAGGAACCAUCGGCUUCCUCUACCUCAACAUAGGACUGCAGAACGGUGUGCUGCUCAGGACCGUUCUGGACCCGGUGACUGGAGACCUUUCAGACACCAGAACACGCUACCUGGGAUCACGACCCGUCAAACUCUUCAGAGUCAGGAUGCAGGGACAGGAAGCCGUGCUGGCGAUGUCCAGUCGAUCCUGGCUCAGCUACUCGUACCAAUCUCGUUUCCAUCUGACCCCUCUGUCAUACGAGACUCUGGAGUACGCCUCUGGCUUCGCCUCCGAGCAGUGUCCAGAGGGCAUAGUCGCCAUCUCUACCAACACACUGAGGAUCUUGGCGUUGGAAAAGUUGGGUGCAGUCUUCAACCAGGUGGCCUUCCCUCUACAAUACACCCCGAGGAAGUUUGUAAUCCACCCAGAGACAAACAACCUCGUCUUGAUAGAGACCGACCACAAUGCCUACACUGAGGCAACCAAAGCUCAGAGAAAGCAGCAAAUGGCUGAGGAGAUGGUGGAGGCUGCAGGAGAAGAUGAAAGGGAACUGGCCGCUGAGAUGGCCGCUGCCUUCCUCAACGAGAAUCUGCCCGAAGCCAUUUUCGGAGCGCCCAAAGCCGGAGCCGGGCAGUGGGCCUCGCUGGUCCGGCUGGUCAACCCCAUCCAGGGUUCAACACUGGACCAAGUGCAGCUGGAGCAGAACGAAGCUGCUUUCAGCGUGGCAGUGUGUCGCUUCACCAGCGCAGGAGAUGAUUGGUUUGUUCUUGUGGGCGUGGCCAGAGACAUGAUUCUCAAUCCCAGAUCGGUGGGCGGCGGAUUCAUUUACACCUAUCGACUGACCGGGGGCGGGGACAAGCUGGAGUUCAUGCACAAGACACCAGUGGAGGAUGUGCCUCUGGCCAUUGCUCCUUUCCAGGGACGCGUCCUCGUGGGUGUCGGUAAGCUACUGCGAAUCUACGACCUCGGCAAAAAGAAGCUGCUGCGCAAGUGUGAAAACAAGCACGUUCCCAACCUGGUGACCGGCAUCCACACCAUCGGCCAGCGUGUGAUCGUGUCAGACGUCCAAGAGAGCCUGUUCUGGGUUCGUUACCGGCGUAACGAGAACCAGCUGAUCAUCUUUGCUGAUGAUACGUACCCCCGCUGGGUGACCACAGCGUGUCUGCUGGACUACGACACGAUGGCCUCCGCCGACAAGUUUGGGAACAUCAGCAUUGUGCGUCUGCCCCCUAACACCAGCGAUGAUGUGGAUGAGGACCCAACAGGAAACAAAGCAUUGUGGGACAGAGGCCUGCUCAAUGGAGCUUCACAGAAGGCCGAGGUGAUCGUGAACUACCACGUCGGAGAGACGGUGCUGUCCCUGCAGAAAACCACGCUGAUCCCCGGAGGCUCCGAGUCCUUGGUGUACACCACGCUGUCCGGCGGAAUCGGCAUUUUGGUGCCAUUCACCUCACAUGAGGAUCAUGAUUUCUUCCAGCAUUUAGAAAUGCACAUGAGAUCAGAGUUCCCUCCUCUGUGUGGCAGGGAUCAUCUCAGCUUUAGGUCCUACUACUUCCCUGUCAAGAAUGUGAUUGAUGGAGAUCUGUGUGAGCAGUUCAACAGCAUGGACCCUCACAAGCAGAAGAGUGUGGCCGAGGAGCUGGACCGAACGCCGCCCGAGGUCUCCAAGAAACUCGAGGACAUCCGCACUCGCUACGCUUUCUAAACACGGACACACACACACACACACACUCCUCGAGACAGUCAUGUACACAAAAUCUGCCCUCUGUGGACACCGACGGACGGACGGACGGACGGACACACUGCAGGGGUUCUCAUGCACUUCUACGUUUGCGCUCACGUUGAUCAUGGAAAAAAAAAAAACAACAGCUUUCCGAGGUUGCUAAAUGCUUUUUUCACCUGUGUAAACGCACAGACGCUAGAUUGCGUGUGUGUGUGUGUGUGUGUGUGUGUGUGUGUGUGUGUGUGUGUGUGUGCAUUUUGCCUCCUCAUGUCGAGCAGCUGUCUUUACAAACGGAUGACGGUGUGAAACUCGCACCUCGUUUUGACCGAGCUCUCGGUCUCACACAGAAUUCACCCCAACGCUCAUUUACGGACAGUAGCGUGUGAACAUCAAGUCACACAUUACUGGUAAACAACACACACUCCCACACACACACACCAUCACUCUAAAACCAGUAUGUUCUUUAGUAUUUAAUAGCUUGCUGUCUAAUUUUCCACUGUCACAGGCGCUGUGGUGUGGAACAGGAAGUCCUGUCUGUUUUUGAAGAGCAGGACUUUCUCGAAAGUGUCGUCUCACGUUCUAAUCUGAGCUCGACUCAGUCGCUUUUAUUUUAUUUAGUUUGUAGAGCAACCCAUGCAGUUGCUGCACAGUAAAGGUAUUUUUAAAUUUUCAGAGUUUCAGUUGAGAAGCCACAUUGUCACUGUGCAGAAAAUGACCUGAAUCCUGUUUGAGGGAAUUUUAGCUCGAGGGCUCAGUCGGAGGCGUUGCCCUUUUCCCUUUUUUUGAAACAUUUCUCAUGUUGUGUCUGAGCGGCUGUUUACCACCAUCGUCGCUUCUGCUGAUGCUGAAAAAAAGAUCCAUUAUAUUUCCACGUCCGGGUUUUGUAGCUCCUGCAAACUAGAAAUGUAUAGGAAUUCCUGCAGUGUAGAUUUUGUAUGACUGAUGUGUUUCCGCCUGAACAGAAGAGGCACAUGAAGAAGACGCUGCGUGUAAGACUGAAAACCUGAGGACUUUUUUCUGUCUGACAGUUAUGUGGCAAAAAAAAAAAAGAUUUUUUUCAUCCUGUGUUGUAUUUGUAUGACUUUGAUCUCACCAAAAUGAAAUGGUUUAGCUAUGAAUGGUUGUGGUUAUUUUUUAAAUAUCGUUUUAUUUGCUAUACACAAUAGUCCCAGAUGGUGUUCAUUUGUGUGUCCUCGCCCCUGCUAAGUCACUUGAGUAUUGUCUUGUGACCGAGGCUCAUUAAGACGUGUUGCCGCUGUGUCGCCUGCACAGCAGCAGCUCCGGCUCGCUCUCGCUCUGGAGCCACGGUUUCACGAGGCGCUGCCGUCCGCUGGCAUCAGGAUCAGAGCGCUGAGGCUCCAGAGGUGGGUGGAGGAAUACUGAAGGUUUGCAGUCACUGGGUGUUGUUCCUCUGUCCUGUAAAUUCCCAACCUCAGCCACAAGCACCGACAUAGCAUUCCACAGCAGUCACUGGAUUUAGGGGUUUGUGGGAUGGGGGUCAGUGGUCUGUGUUGUAAAUAAAAUUCUUUUUUUUUCUUCUUCUUCUUUUUAA
Myripristis murdjan (pinecone soldierfish) is the source of this 5446-nucleotide messenger RNA. It is a transcript of the gene sf3b3, whose product is annotated as splicing factor 3b, subunit 3. The transcript is spliced from 27 exons. NCBI's taxonomy places the organism in Eukaryota, Metazoa, Chordata, Actinopteri, Holocentriformes, Holocentridae. The coding region runs from base 223 to 3876 and encodes 1217 amino acids. Gene Ontology annotation, cellular component: nucleus. Gene Ontology annotation, molecular function: nucleic acid binding; protein binding. The record is from RefSeq and is a predicted model, not a curated record.